Drosophila persimilis is the source of this 2715-nucleotide messenger RNA. Its product is annotated as protein argonaute-2. Bases 72 to 2609 code for a protein of 845 amino acids. Lineage: Eukaryota; Metazoa; Arthropoda; Insecta; Diptera; Drosophilidae. Gene Ontology annotation, molecular function: RNA binding; protein binding. The record is from RefSeq and is a predicted model, not a curated record. The transcript is spliced from 4 exons.
AGACAUUCAGCGACACACAGGUAAGUAAAUAAAUAUAUAUUAACCCUUUCGAAGCAGAAGCAAACGUCGGAAUGGCCAAAAGCAAGAACUACAAAAAGAAGAAGCCAGUUGCCGAGCCCGGCGCGGCCGCCGAGGUCCUGAAGAGUGAUCAAGUGCCCGAGCCGGAGCGGGGACAAGGGGACGGACCCCGUGUCCAGGGCCUCAAGCGCGGCACUUUGGGCCGCCUGGGCGAGGUGGCUGUGAACUACCUGCAGGUGAAUCUGGACAGGAUGCCGGCGGUGGCAUACCACUACGAUGUGAAGUUCGUGCCGGAGCUGCCGAAGAAGUUCUUCCGGCUGGCGUUCGACAAGUUCCGCGUGGAGCAUUUGGGAGGUGCGGUGGCGGCCUUCGAUGGACGGGCCUCCUGCUACUCCGUGGAGAAGCUCAACUGCCGGUCCCAGGGCGCGGAGGUAACCGUCAGCGAUCCGUACGGCAGGAAGCUGAAGUACGCCGUGGCGAUUAUGGAGACCGCGGACCCGGAGGUGGACCUGAACUCCCUGCGCACCUACAUGCGCGACAGGAUAUACGAGAAGCCCAUGCGGGCGCUGCAGUGCCUGGAGGUGGUGCUGGCCGCGCCGUGCCACAACAAGGCGGUGCGCUCGGGGCGGAGUUUCUACCAGCUAUCCGAGCCGGGGAAGGUCCACAGCCUGGAGAACGGAGAGGAGGUUCUGUUCGGGCUGUUCCAGGCGCUGGUGCUCGGCGAUCGGCCGUUCGUGAACGUGGACAUAACGCACAAGUGCUUCCACCUGGCGAUGCCGGUCGUCGAGUACCUGGAGCGCUUCCAGAUGAAGAGCAAGAUCACAGCCCAGACGAACCUCGAGAGCCGGCGCUCGGAUAUCGAUGCGCACCUCAAGGGCAUCUCGGUGGCCUACGAGCCGCCGAAGUCCUUCCUCAGCGCCACGAGGGUCUACAAGGUCAAUGCGCUGACCCAGUACCCGGCCAGCAGGCAGGCGUUCAACUGUGAUGGGACGAAGGUGACGGUAGCGGCCUACUUCAAGAGUCGAGGCCACGCUCUGCGGUUCCCCAACCUCCUCUGCCUGCACGUCGGAUCGCCGCAGACGUCCGUCUAUCUGCCCAUUGAGCUGUGCCGCAUCGAGGAGAAGCAGGCUCUGAACCGGAAGGACUCCAAGGUGCAGUCGGCGGGCAUCGUGGACAUUGCAGCCACCUCGACGAACGCGCGCAAGGUCAAGAUCCUGGAGCUGCUGCGGCACUUCGACUACAACGCGGACCCCACCAUCUCGCGGUUCGGCUUUCGCCUCAACACGGACUUCAUCGUGGUGCAGACGCGCGUCCUCGACCCCCCCCUGAUCCAGUACCGGAACAAGGCCUCGGCCAGUGUGAGGAACGGCUUGUGGCACAUCGACAGGUCGCAGUUCUUCGACUCGAGGCCGAAGGCCCACAAGUGGGCCAUCCUCCACCCAGGCCUGAACUACAACAAGAUGCGGGACUUCGAGCAGUUUGUCCUUAGCCACAGUGGGCGUGUCAACAUGUCCCUGGCCCCCAAGGCAGAGAUACGGACGUACACGGACGCCAAGAGCCUGGACCCAAGCUUCAAGGAGUUCAAGGCGGGUCAAUACGACCUGGUGCUUGUGGUGAUCCCGAAUUCCGGGAACUUCUACGACAAGCUCAAGCAGAAGGCGGAGCUGGAGUACGGAAUCCUGACGCAGUGCAUCAAGCAGGCGACCGUCGAGCGGAGGUGCAACGGCCAGAUGGUGGGGAACCUGCUGCUGAAGAUGAACUCCAAGCUGAACGGCAUCAACCACACGCUGAAGGCCGACACGGCCGCGCUGCCCAAGAACGUGAUGUUCGUGGGGGCCGACGUCACGCACCCCACGCCGGAGCAGCGGGAGAUUCCCAGUGUCGUGGGCGUGGCCGCGUCCCACGACGCCUUCGGGGCGUCCUACAACAUGCAGUACCGCCUGCAGCGCGGGGCCCUCGAGGAGAUCGAGGACAUGGAGUCCAUCCUGACCGAGCACCUGCGCGUCUACCGCAGGUACCGCCAGUGCUAUCCGGAGCACAUCAUGUACUACCGCGACGGGGUCAGCGACGGCCAGUUCCCGAAGAUCAGGAACGAGGAGCUGCGAGGGAUGUCCGUGGCCUGCGCCAAGAUUGGAAUCAAGCCGAAAAUCUGCUGCAUUAUAGUCGUCAAACGGCACCACACGCGCUUCUUCCCGAGCGGCUGCCCCUCGGAGUCCAACAAGUUCAACAACGUGGAGCCGGGGACCGUCGUGGACCGCACCAUAGUGCAUCCCAACGAGGUGCAGUGGUUCAUGGUCAGCCACCAGUCCAUCAAGGGCACGGCCAGGCCCACUCGCUACAACGUGAUCGAGAACACGGGCCGCCUGGACAUCGACCUCCUCCAGCAGAUGACCCACAACCUGUGCCACCUGUUUCCCCGCUGCAACCGGGCCGUCUCCUACCCGGCCCCGGCCUACCUGGCCCACCUGGCCGCCGCUCGCGGACGCGUGUACCUCACUGGCACCACGACCUUCGCCUCCCCCCAACAGGAGUACAAGAAGCGGUUGAUCGACCCGGCCCUGUCCAGCAAGAACCCCAUGUACUUUGUUUAGUUUCGUUUGAUUUCCAUUUUAAAUUAUUCGUUGUCAGAAAUGUUUAAAUUAUAUUUUAUAAUGCCAGAUUUUAGUUGAAAUUGAUAUACCAAAAAAACAAAACUAU